AUGACUUCUCUGAAGGAUACACUUCAGUUGCGGCAGCUGACACUACCAGCCGCUCACAGCCUCUGUUCGUUUAUACACAAACACAAAAUGCUUUCCCUCAGUCUUUUAUUAUUACUAAUACUAGCAACUUACUUUCUCUACUCGGGACUGUUCGCACACGUUAUCAUAUUUACUGGGUAUCCUCCCAUAAAGAAUGUCACGUUUGUUUACAAACUCCAAGAAGGACCACACAAAAACCGCGCGGAACUUUUGAAGGAGGCGAGCAGAAUCGGACCGAACACUUUUUGCAUGGAGGUAUUUUAUGAUUAUCCCAAAAAGGUGCCCGGACAUCAGUGCCGCUAUGCAGUGGGAAGCUUUGUGAGUGAAGGCAAGGACAAGGUUGAUGAGGACCUUUUGAAGCUCUACGAGACGUUUGGCUUUCAUGUCUUCUCCUUUCCUGAAGUCACACACGUGGUCAUUGCCUCCGUCCCUCACAGGAACUUUCUCUCUGUCCUCCUGGGAGUAAAACGAGUUUAUCCUCGACUAGACGGUACUUUUUGUAACACCAUCUGCCUUCUAUUACCUGGCACCCACAGCAAUAAUGUUUAUGGCAUUCAUAUCUUUGACAAAUGUGAAUCUAAGUAAACCUUUUUCUUUUUUUUUUAAAUAUGUAUUUAUUCAUUUGAUAGGGAAAUCAUUAUACAAGUACUGAGAACACAUACACUUUUUUUUUCCCACCCCCCAAAAAAAAUAUAUAUAUAUUUUUUCAAUCAAAAAAAAAGAAAAAUACAAGUAAAAUAAUAACACCCCCCACUGUGACAUUUCCAGUCACAGUGGGUAACAAUUUACUGCCUACCUCUUCACCACAAGCAAAUGAGCAGUGGUUCUUAAACUUGUUGGAGGCACCGAACCCCAUCAGUUUCAUAUGCGCAUUCACCGAACCCUUCAUUAGUUAAAAAUAAAAUGUUUUUUUUUUUCAAAUUCAAGACAAAGUUGUAUGUUUUUGGUAACACUUUAGUAUAGGGGAACAUAUUCUAAGUAACAAAGACUUAAUUUACAGUUAUUUGGACACUAGGGGAACAUAUUCUAAGUAAUAGAAUAUGUUGGUUAUUUGGUUAGGGUCAGGGUUAGAGGGUUAGGCUUAUAAUAAGGCCAUGCCGAAUAAGGCAUUAAUUAGUACUUAAUGACUAGUUAAGAACCAUUAUGUUACUAAUUUGCACGUUAAUAAGCAACUAAUUAAUGGUGAAUAUGUUCCCCAAACUAAAGUGUUACCAUAUUUUUUUUUACUGGUGCACAAAAUCAAUCGUGCAUGAACAUCACCUUGUUCAAACAACAAAACUAAGACAGUACAUAAACUCACAACAAAUUACACACCUGCAAAUCAGUCAGCUGUUUCCGUAUCUUUAAUAUGCCUACAGGGAGAAGUUUGUAUUCACACGAAGAGUCGGGUACGUUUUGAUCUCCGCCGAACCCCUGAGGUCGACUCACCGGACCCUGGUUAAGAACCACUGAAAUAGAGAAUUAACUGAUUAAAAUGGAAAAAAAAGGUAACAACAAACACAAACAUGCAAAGAAGUGUCAUUGAAUAAAAACAACAACAACAAAGUAAACUUGUUUUUAUGCGCAAAACAAUAAAAUAAAUAAACAACUCC
Molecule: messenger RNA, 1631 nt
Organism: Nerophis ophidion (straightnose pipefish)
Lineage: Eukaryota; Metazoa; Chordata; Actinopteri; Syngnathiformes; Syngnathidae
Product: testis-expressed protein 264 homolog
Exons: 3
Coding region: 1-624 (207 amino acids)
Biological process (GO): reticulophagy; protein-DNA covalent cross-linking repair
Cellular component (GO): endoplasmic reticulum membrane; nucleus; autophagosome membrane
Source: RefSeq, a predicted model, not a curated record